Pneumocystis jirovecii RU7 is the source of this 1020-nucleotide messenger RNA. RefSeq lists its product as uncharacterized. Lineage: Eukaryota; Fungi; Ascomycota; Pneumocystomycetes; Pneumocystales; Pneumocystaceae. The record is from RefSeq and is a predicted model, not a curated record. Bases 1 to 1020 code for a protein of 339 amino acids. Gene Ontology annotation, biological process: protein dephosphorylation. The transcript is spliced from 2 exons. Gene Ontology annotation, molecular function: protein serine/threonine phosphatase activity; cation binding.
AUGGAUACUUUUAACCUAGCAUCAUUACAAAACCAUUUCCCAAGUUCUUGCUUAGAUUUUUAUAAAAAACAAGUACUCACCUGUUCACAUAAAACGUCAAAUCCAGAUUGUCAUAAAACUGAAGCAGAAACUCAAAUAACAAUGACUAAAGAGUGUCAAAAAAAGAAACAUUUAGAAACACAGGAAAAUAGCUUUAUUAUAGGUUCAGCCAAUGACAAAAACAAAAAAUGUCGAAAAACUAUGGAAGACACUCAUGAAUACAUUUACAAUUUUGGAGGGGUGGCUGAUCAAGGAUAUUUUGCUAUUUUUGAUGGGCAUGCAGGGAACCAGGCAGCAAAUUUCUGUAAAGAGCAGUUCCAUGUUAUUUUAUAUGAUUUACUUUGCAAUAUGCCAUCAUCAACAAUCCCUGAUAUUUUUAAUGCUACAUUCUCAUCUGUUGAUGAUGCAUUAGCCAAUCUUCCGUCAAGAAAUAGUGGAUGCACAGCUAUUACUGCUCUUAUACGUUGGGAAGAAAGAUCAUUUACAACAAUUUCAGGCUUACAUGAAAUUCGACGCACAAAACUUCUUUAUACAGCAAAUGUUGGAGAUGCUCGUGCAGUUCUUUGUAGAGGAGGAAAAGCCCAUCGUCUUUCUUAUGACCAUAAAAGUAGUGAUUGGCAUGAAAGUCAAAGGAUUAUUAAUGCAGGAGGGGUUAUUAUUAACAACAGAGUUAACGGCAUUUUAGCUGUUACUCGCGCUCUUGGUGAUACUUAUAUGAAAAAUUUUGUUAUUAGUCGCCCUUUUACAACAGAAACUAUUCUUAUUCCAAAUGAAGAUGAAUUCGUUAUUCUUGCAUGUGAUGGCCUCUGGGAUGUAUGCACAGACCAACAAGCUGUUGAUAUUUGUCGCAAUAUUUAUGACCCAAAUGUAGCAAGCAGAAAAUUAAUUGACUAUGCUAUUUCUCAAUCAAGUACAGAUAACAUUACAACUAUGGUUAUUCGUCUUUUUAAAAACUCAGAAAUAAAAGAAUGCCUUUUUUAA